AUGCCAGUUAUAAACAGAAAGCUCACUCCCUUCCUGGCCUCUGUUUCAACCAGUCCAUCAAACAGGCAGAUAAUCCAGCUCCACGACUAUCUCUCCUGCGAGAAGCAACAGAACGAAACAACAGACCGCCCUGUGAGGGAGCUGCAGCAGGAGAACUACGGGAGUCUGAGGAAGCUGCAGGGGACAGCAGAGCAGUUUGAGUGGCUCUGUCAGCAGCAGCGCUACUGGAUGUGUUGUGUCAAGAGAUUCAAAGACGGCCUGAUGGAGGAGAGAGACGCUCUGCUGGGACAGGUCAUCACGUUGAAAAAGAAGGCCGAGAAGCUGAAGAAGAGUUUACAUGAAGACGGCCCCACACAGAGCGUCCUCUGUCCCCUGCAGGACACUAAACACCGUGACAGCAGUAGAACAUCGUGGGAUGCAGAUGAGGUGGCUGACCUGGAGUCUCAGGUGGAGAAGUCAAACAUGCUGUAUGCGGAGCUCUUCAACCAGCUCUUGUCAGAAAGGUGUGGCGGCCCCCAGGUUUCUUGCGGCGCCUUCGACCACGAGGGACACCGGUGGCAGCGCGGCAGCCUGCCCUCUGACUGCCAAGCGCUAAAACGAGUCCGACCUCAAUGA
Messenger RNA from Anoplopoma fimbria (sablefish), 615 nucleotides. RefSeq lists its product as uncharacterized. Bases 1 to 615 code for a protein of 204 amino acids. The record is from RefSeq and is a predicted model, not a curated record. Lineage: Eukaryota; Metazoa; Chordata; Actinopteri; Perciformes; Anoplopomatidae. The transcript has 6 exons.